Messenger RNA from Moneuplotes crassus, 1177 nucleotides. The record is from the annotation of a GenBank genome assembly. Lineage: Eukaryota; Ciliophora; Spirotrichea; Euplotida; Euplotidae.
AUUUAAGUAAAAAUGGAUUUUGGUAAAAGAACUCCCGGUUCUAUUUCCAUGAGAUCAUUACAAGGCCAUAGUAAAGAUCUGAGUACCCUUGAACCUUCUGAGUUAGUAUCUAAGGUAGAGAUGCUUGAGAAAGACCUAUCUUUUCAGAAGGAACAGUAUGAGAGAAAAAUUAAGCGCAAAGAUGACAAAAUUGCGGAACUUCUAAAAGAAAUUGACUACCAUAAAAGAAUCAGAGCUGAAACCAAGACAGAAUUAGUACACAAAGUAAACGAAAUUGAUGAAUUGGAGAAGGAGAAGAACCAAGUUCACCAGUCGAUGAAGGAAGCAGACAAUAAGAGUGAGAAUUUGAAGCUAAUGCUGGUUGCAUCCAAGAAUGCUAUGAAAUAAAUGUCUUGUGGUGUUUGGCAACAUUAAGUCUUACAUUUCAAUGUUAAAAGAGGACGAGAAAGAACUCUUAGAGUCUGUCAGAGAGAGGUACCAGAAGAAAUCAUUAGACCAGAAUUGUAGUCUCUUCAAUUCUAGAGCCGAUCAAGAUCAUUCCAUGGAUGCUCAUUCUUUUAAAUCAGCACCAGUUGAUGUUUCGAAUUUCUGUAAAGAUAUACCAGACGGGUCUGAAUUCAUCCCUUCAAAAGACAAGGAAAACCCUGAGUCUCUGUUCUUAGAUUACAUCAUGGAGAAUCAGAUGAAACAUAUAGAUUCCUUAGGUGAGGUUAUGGAGGACGUUGAUGACAAGGUAGAAAUUCUUGAAAAAGAAGUCGAAAAAAUAUCAAAACUAGAUGCACAAAGACUGAUGGAGACACCUUUGCCUGUGAAUUUUGAUGAACUCUUGUACAAACACCCCAACGAAGAAGGUCAAAAAGAGCGAGACUAUCAGAGCAAAAUGUGUAAGCUGAUAUCUCUUGAGAUACAAAAGGUGUCAAAAACUAUCGAGACUAUCAAGAAAUAUAUUCUUGAAGAGAGAUUUUCUGAGCUUAAAGAGCUAAUUUUAUCCCAUGAUGCAAACAAAGGAAGGCUCUCAGAAACUUUUACACCAACAAGAAAUGAUGUGGAAAACAAGGAAAAUGCUGGAAUGUACACCCAGAUGAAGGACCAUAAGAAAUACAGAGUUUUGAAAACUCCUUUACAUCUCUAAUUUCACUCUAAAAUUUAAGCGGGUUUGAACAAGUCUCUUAAAUUC